Nothoprocta perdicaria is the source of this 4662-nucleotide messenger RNA. It is a transcript of the gene LRRIQ1, whose product is annotated as leucine rich repeats and IQ motif containing 1. The coding region runs from base 28 to 4662 and encodes 1544 amino acids. Gene Ontology annotation, molecular function: protein binding. Lineage: Eukaryota; Metazoa; Chordata; Aves; Tinamiformes; Tinamidae. The record is from RefSeq and is a predicted model, not a curated record. The transcript is spliced from 28 exons.
GUCUACGGUUGAAUAAAUCAAUGGAAAAUGGAGAACAGACUGUCAGAAGAUGUUGAAAGAAUUGAAAAAGAAAUAGAAAUCGAAUUGAGCAGUAUCAGUGUUUCUGCCUUUGAAGCAGAUGAUCCUGGCACAGAUGUGUCAGAAGAAGCUUUGAGCGACAGUGACACAAUUUCAGAUGACUUGCCAGAAUCAAUUUUGCCCUACUUAAACUUUAUAAAGAACAGAAAUCAAGACGCUGAAAAGCUUAUACUGCAAGAUUUAGAAGAUGAAGAAAUUACAAGUAAUGUUUAUGAAAUAGUUUCUAGCCAUGCUUCAGAUUACUUGGCAGAACUAGCUUUGGAAUAUAAUGAAGAUCCUGAAGAAUUUAAAAAAAGGGUAUUGUCUGAAAUAGAAAGUGAAGACUUGCAGAUUGGUACCAAUUGUAGUACUCAGUCCACAACAGAUGAUCCUAUUGAAGUGGUCACCGACGGACAUUUUGUUGCAGCUGAUGAUGGCAUGAACAUAAAGUUUACCUACCAUGAAGUAGAAGAAAAAUGUAGGCAAGAUUUUGAGCAGUGGGAUAAAAGACAAAAAGAACUUGAAGUUGAGAAAAGGAAAAAGUGGAAGGCUGAGAGGGAAGCACAAGAAAAAGAGAAUGAUGAGGAACAAGAAAGAAGGCUGCAGCGUCUGGAGGAAUUUGAGGCUGAAAGAAUAAAGUUAGAGCUUCUUCAUAAGAAACAACAAAGUAUGAUGGAAGAUGAGUUAGAGAAAGAAAAGAAAGCUUGGAGAGAAAAAAUGAUGCAACAUGAGGAAUUGAUGAUGAAACUACAGUUGCAGGUGGAAGAGGAGGAAAAAGCUUUUGAAGAGCAGAAAGCAAAACAAAGGCAACACAUAACAGAGCAAGAGAAUGCAGCAGCUGUGAAAAUCCAAGCUAGAUUUAGAUCAUUUUUAGUCCACAAAAAAUAUGCUCCCAUCUUAAAAGAGUGCAAAGAUAAAAUUAAACACGAAAAGGAAAUACAAAAAGAAAUACAGAGGAAAAUGAAAGAAAAGGAGGAAAGAAUGAAGAGCCAUAUGGAAGAAAUGAAGAAAAAAAAAGAAGAGGAAAAGAGACAAGAAGAGAGAGAAAGACAGAUGCAUUUGGAACAGGUGAGGAGGUGUGAAGAAUAUGAGAAAAAGAAAGUAAGCUUGAGGCUUGAAAGAGAAAAACAGUUGCAGAUAAGAAAAGAAGAGAGAAAAAUAAAAGAAGGAGGAGCAAUAAUGAAUGAAAAUAGAGGAAAGGAUGAAGAAAACAUAACAGAGGAAAAACUGAGAGAAAAUUUAAAAGCAGUAAGAGGGCAGAAAAUGGAACUGAGUAAGCAAGUAGUGGAAGAAGAAAAAGAUCAAACUGUAAAGAUGGAUGAAACAAGUAACUGGAUAAAUCCAGUAAAAAGAAAGUUGGCACCACCAGUACCAAAUAUGUUAAAUUCUGAGAGGAAAGAAUCAUCUUCUGAAGUAAAUAACAAAAAUCCAGAUAGAAAUUCAGRAACGUGUGCAGAAAGAAGUUCCUCUGAUGCUGGAAAUCUUAAUUCAGUUCCACUUACAGGUACUUCAAAGAAGGAAUCUGUUGAUUUUAGAGCUAGUGAUAUGGUAGAAAAUAAGGAGGAGAAUACAAACAGUAGAUCACUGAAUGCUCAGCCAAAUGCCGAUAAUAGAGAAAUCAAGGAUCGUAUUUUUCAAUCUGAAAUAGUGAAGACAGCUGUGUUUCUAAUGAAAGAUUCUAAUGAGAAACUUACUGAGCAUUGGGACAGAAUUCAGGAUGUAGCUAAGAAUUCCAGUAGCGUAGAAAUUCUUCCUGAUGAUAUUGAAAAGAAGAGAUUAAAUUGGAUGAAGACAUGUAAGCCAUGGUGUAAAAUAUUUGGAGAAAAUCAAAGAAAGACAAUUACUAAAAAAAGACAUCCAAGGAAAAUUUCAGUUAACAAGAUGCCUCCAUUAAGUACAGAAAAGAUCAUUCAUAGUGGCCCUUGGAGCACUCUGCAGCAGGUCACAAUACUGACACUGGAAGAUUUACCAGAAUGUAGCCUCUCCACAUUAUCUGACUGUGCAAAUCUUCAAGUACUGACUAUCAGACGCUGUGGAUUAGUUGCACUGGAAGGACUAAGUAACUGCAAAGACAUAAAGUAUAUCAAUGUGGAGGAAAACAAUAUUCAGAUCAUAGACUGUGAGAAUCUAGAAAAUCUCUGUGUUCUAAUUCUGAGUAAGAACCGUCUUUCAUCAGUUUGUGGCUUAGAUGGCUGCAGAAAUCUUCGUAAUCUUGAACUUUCCUACAAUAAAAUCACCCGAAUUGGUGGUUUGGAGUCACUGAAAAAUCUUCAACAGUUAAUCGUGGAUCAUAAUCAGUUAAUCAGUACAAAAGGUCUCUGUGAAGCACCUACUCUCAUGCACCUAGAUUGUUCUUUUAAUCAUCUUACGCAAGUUGAAGGCAUUGAGAAUAGUGGCCUGCUUCAAAUUCUGAAAUUACAAGGCAAUAACCUCCGGGAGCUUCCAAGACUGGAAAAUCAUGUUCUGCUAAGAGAACUGUAUUUGGAUGACAAUAGCAUCUCUUCUAUGAGAAUAUUUUCCUUGUUUUGGUUGCCUUUGUUGCAGAUUCUUUCACUGUCUCAAAAUAGUUUGACUGAGCUUGCACCUUUAAAUUCAUGUGUAUCUCUGGAAAAACUGGAUAUCAGAAAUAAUCGUUUGUCAGACCUAAAAAGUGUAAUCGUAUGGUUAAAUGGCUGCCAUAAACUAACUGAGUUGUCACUCAGUGGAAAUCCACUUCUCCAAGAAAGGACAUGGAGAUCUUCCCUAUGUAAGGUCCUUAAUAACUUACAGCUUCUUAAUGGUGAAAACAUAAAUUAUCGUACUUUGCUCAAAAUUGAAAGAAUCAAAGAAUCAGAACCAAGAACUUUUCUAGAACUUUGUCAGUCUCAAAUUGAAGAAAAUGUUCUACUUGAGAAAAAGACUGGCAACUUGGGAAUUGUCUCUUCCAUUGAUGAUGCACAGAGACAAUGCUGGUACUUUAAUCAGCUGAUGAAACUUGGUAUCGAACAUCGACGUGCACAUGAGUACGGUGAACUAAGCGUUACUGACAGAGAUGGACCAGAAGCACUGCAAAAUCACUUAAAACAAACAUCCACUGGCUGCCUACAGGAAAAUAACCUCUUUAUCAUGGGUGCGACGGAAAAUAAACAGGUCUUGCUGGAUCCUUCUGAAAGACAGAUUGCUACUGACCAUAUUCAGACCACAUUCAUUAACUCCUCCGUACCUGAGCACCGAAAGGAAAAUAAAGAACGUCACAGAAUAAGGCAGGAGAGCACUGAAUCCUGCAUUAGUUACGAUGGGGAGAGCAAAGACAACACUAACAAAUCAGCCCAAAUUGCAUUGCAACAGUCAGUUACAGCAAGUAAUACGGGAAGAAAUCUCCAGCAUUUUGAUACUAAUACAAAAAGGCUGCAUAUGGCAGCAUCAGUAAUCCAAUCCAUUUGGAGGAAGUACCAUUCCAAGAAGAUAACUGGCUGCACCGAAAAAGAGAACAAUCAAUUUAUGGGUGCUUCAAGAAAGAAGCAUGAAGCAGCCACACUAAUCCAGGCAUUCUGGAAGGGCUUUAUUUUGCGAAAGAAAUUGGCCAGUGCUCUUGCAGCUGUUAAAAGUGAUGAAGUGGAGGAUGACUAUGAAGAAAUAGCUGUGGAUGAUUACACAUUUCAUGAAGCUGCUUUAGAGAAAGAAUGGCUAAUUCUGGAUAUGGAUACCACCCGUUUCCCUUCAAAAACACUCGUACUCUCAAACCAGCUGCACUGGCUGAAGAAAUAUUCUAUGCCUUCGGAGUCCAGUGAACAUCCAAUUAGUUUACCAUUGGCACCACUUGAAGCUUGGCAGUGUGAUGACAGACCACAUUCAUGCUCUCCAGAAACUAUCCACUUUCAUAACAUGUCAGAGAAGGGAACAAUGUCACAACUCUCUGACAUGCAAGAAAAAAAGAAAUUUUUAUUCAGAUCAGAAAAAGAAGAAAAAAUUUCAGAAGAAUGGGGUUUUAAAGAUAUUUCUACUGCACAGCUAAUGCUCAAGAGGGCCCAUAAAAUGAAACCCCAAAAAAUCACUAAUAAAAAAUUAGACCCAGCUGUGCGCCUGGCGUUGUUCAAAAACAAUGAAAAUAAACAUCUCCCUGUGAAACCACCAAAGAAGACACAGCCUGUAAAUCUUGGUUACUUUGAAGGUAAGAGAGAAGAAUUUUCUCAGCUGGAUACUUCUUUAGAUGAGAAAUUACUACGGAGAAAAGACUUUACAUACCAAUGGCUUCAUACACAGGUUUGGGAUUAUGAAGCAGCCAGUUCCAGAAGUAUGAAGUGUAAUCGUUUUUUGCCUGAGUUAGAUCCUGCGAUAUGCAACGGUAGACGUGUACAGCUCGUGGCAAGCCCUGUAAGCAGAGAAGACACAGAUUUAGACCUUGUUUCCAUGACCAGUGGAAGUGCUUUGACUCAGAACAGAGAAAAAAAUAAUCAGCCACACAGACAUUCAGCAAGAUUGUCAAAAAAGAGCAUUUCUACUCCAGAAAAAUCACAUUUGGGGCCGUCUUGUAAGGAACGGAUAUCGUUUCGAGACCAUCCACUGCAGCUCAGCGGAGGAUGGGGAUCAGGAAAAAAAAGGCAAAAGUUUAAAAAUAUUAGUUGA